AUGCUUUGUCCGGUUCUACGCUACGCCGGGUUCACAGCAUCAGCCGGGCAUUUGACUCGGCUUGCCUCGUGCAGAAGAGGGAAAGGAGUAAACCUGGCUAACGCUGUCUCAUUACGUCUGAGCACUGAAGCAGCUAUCCUGUAUCACAGUAUUUGCAUUUCGUACUUGCUUGAGAAAUCCAAAGACCCGCGUGAGGAAUAUAAUGAGGAUGUUCUGAUGGCGGCGACUAUUCUACGCUUCUACGAGCAAAUUGAGGCCCCCUCGAUAGGUCACUCUGAUACAUCUCUCAAUGCUAUCAAGUUCAUCGUUGAUACACAAGGGAUUAAGACUUUCUAUACAUACCAGAAUAUUCAGGGCCCUUCGCCCAAUCCCCACGUCUACUCUACACCGUCCCUCACCCUUCAUCAUUCAGCCUGCCUCAGUGCUUUAAGCCAAGAAAUUUGGAGUGCUUUUCUGCACCAGCGCUCGUUUGCGUUCCCUGUUUGCUCGAGCAAUAACUAUGGUCUUUGCGACAUAGCGACUGAAUUACAUAGCAACUGA
Molecule: messenger RNA, 540 nt
Organism: Aspergillus tubingensis
Lineage: Eukaryota; Fungi; Ascomycota; Eurotiomycetes; Eurotiales; Aspergillaceae
Product: cytochrome P450
Exons: 2
Coding region: 1-540 (179 amino acids)
Source: RefSeq, a predicted model, not a curated record